CUUCCUCCCUGCUCAGUUGGUGCUCCACCAAAAUUCCUAUCACUGGUGGUGCACUCAUCCCAUAGGUGCUCUAGGUGCUGCCUGGUAACUCUUAGCUGCCCCUGCCAUAACUAACAUGUAGAAGGAUACAAAAGACUGGCUCCCUUGCCUUAAGGAGGCCUAAGUGUGAUGCCAUUUGUGCUCACAGUUCUCCAUGACAGCAAGCGGAAGCUAGUCUCUAUGUGAGACCACACUCUGCCUCAGCCUUAGCCUUUUUCCCUGCCCUGUCUUGCUUCCCUCACCCUCUUCUCCUGAGAGCACUUCCCCAAUAAUUCACUCGAGCAAGAAUGAUCAUCUUAGGCUCUGCUUCUAGGGAACCUGACCCAUGACACCCUCUGUUAGCUUCCUCAGAAACUAUCUUAUUGGUUCCUCUAGAACAAAUUCCUGUCUUGGACUCUGCUUAUGACCACCCCCUUCAUUCCCCUGCCAAGGAUGACAGCUUAAUGAGGGCAAUAUCUUCUUCACUUCCCUAGAAUUGUUCCUAGAAAACAGUACGUGAUGAAUGAUGCACUGAAUGCAUGCAGCAGAGAGCCCUGGGUCUGUCUGACAGCUCAGCAUUCAGCAACCCUUCUGACCUGGGAUAGCCUGGCCUGGAGGCAUUGUGAGUCAUAGCAGGUAGACACUAGCUGAGUGGGUCAGAGACGGAGCCAGGCCUGGGACAGGAGCUCAGCAACUCCACCACAUCUUCCAGCAGCCCCUCUGGCUCGCCUUCAUCAUUCUGGACAUCCAGGUUCCCGAGGCAAGAGCGCAGCCAGUGCUGGGGAGUCGCCAGCACUCCCGAGGCUCCCCUCCUAGCACCUGCGUGCCCUACAAGGUCCACCCAGCACUCGCCAUGGCAACCUUCGAGUGCCUGACUACGAGCCAUGCCAGCCACGUGUGGGAGCAGCUGCGGCAGUUUUGGGCCGAUCACAUCUCGCGGCGCUUCUCGCCACGGCGGCCGCCAGCGCGCCGCAUCUCCUCCCUGUCCACCUCCUACCUGCUGGAUUACAGCAAGCGCCAGGCCGAGCUGGGCCUCUGCUACGGCGCGCCGCGCAUACGCCUCGAAAACCAGGCCUUCGAGUUCCGCGGCGGCCGGUGGACAACGGAGGGUCACUUGGCGCCGACCGUCUCGGGCUGGAAGGCGCAGGAGCAGUGGACCACGAUCCAGGUGUUGCUGAAGGAGAGCAACUACCUGAAGCUGCAGCAGGAAGUGCUCAUGAAUAUGCUGACUGAGACCACGGCGCGCAUGCACCUGCUGGAAAAGCAGCUCAACCUCGAGGUGACUCCGGCUGCUGCAGCGCACGCCCGACAGAGGAAGAUGCGCAAGCGCGCAGGCGCCAGCGGGGACGUGCUCAGGAUCCAGCCUUGAGUUCUGGACUCGCAGUGACGUAAUAAAGCCCGCGCUGCGCAUGCGCGCCUCGUUCCUUGUGACUAACCCUGACCCGCCAGGGACUGUGGCGGUUUCUGUUCCCUGGGCGAGGUUUUGCGUGCGGGCGGGGGCGGUCUGCGUGGCCUCGGGGACUGCCCCUCGGUGCUGGGUGUCGGCGGGGGACGCAACCCUAAGCAACGCAUCUCGGGAGGGUGCGAUGGGGCCGUGGAGGAGGGUCUGCGCGUGACUUCGGGAGCGCGGGCUGGAAGCCAGGCUUGCCUCGGGCAGGGCCCAGACAGGGUGGAGUGGCAGGUAAUGGCCUUGCAAGCCAUACAAGUAACCGAGGGCGAAGUCCCGCAGGCGGAGGAACCGUGGCGCUCAGGGAAUAGAGGGUGCGGUGCGGCAGGAGCUGAGAACAGUGUGGGGGGGCUUUGCACUUGGUCGGUCCUCUGGGCCUCUAGGAUCAGGAGGUUUAGAAACUAGGAGUCCUAGGGUAAGUGUAUUUUACAUUCCCAAGAGAAGCUUUCUCGAAACCUUGGGUUGUGCGGUCCCCACUUGCCGGUGUGGCAUUUUGGAGAGUUGCGUCUCUGUUACAGGCCUCCUUUUUUUUUUUUUUUUUUUUCCCUAAACACUGGGUCUGGCUCUGUCACCCAGGCUGGAGUGCAGUGGCGCGAUCAUGGCUCACUGCAACCUAGACCUUCCGGGCUCAAGCAGUCCUCCCACCUCAGCCUCCCAUACUGGUGGGAUUACAGGCGUAAACCACCGCGCCCAGCACAGGCCUCCUUUUAUGCUUCCAUCCAUACAAUGCGGUCUUCUCUACCCACAAUCUUAAAAAUUGCAUUUGUUGCCAAGGUUUCAGAAUUUGGAGAUAACACAUUAAAAAUCCAGAUUUAUUGGGGCCGGUCGUGGUGGCUCACGGCUGUAAUCCCAGCACUUUGGGAGGCCCAGGCAGGCUGAUCACUUGAGGUCAGGAGUUCAAGACCAGCCUGGCCAACAAGCUGAAACCUCCUCUUUACUAAAAAUACCAAAAGUUGGCUGAGAGCCGUGUCGGGUGCCAGUAAUACUAGCACUUUGGGAGACAGGCGGGUGGAUUACCAGAGCUCAGGAGUUCGAGACCAACCUGGACAACACGGUGAAACCCCAUCUCUACCAAAAUACAAAAAAACUAGCUGGGUGUGAUGGCAGGCACCUGUAAUCCCAGCUACUCGUGAGGCUGAGGCAGGAGAAUUGCUUGAACUCAGGAGGUGGAGGUUACAGUGAGCCGACAUCACGCCACUGCACCCCAACCUGGGUAACAAAAUGAGACCCUAUCUCAAAAAAAAAAAAAAUCCAGAAUUGCCAAGCAUGCUGGCACACACCUGAAGUCCCAGCUACUCAAGAAGCUGAGGUGAGAGGGUCCCUUUAAGCCCAGGAGCUUGAGGUCAGCCUAGGCAACCUAAUGAGAACCUCUUAAAAAAAAAAUUCCAGAAUAGGCAAGUUCAUAGAAACAGCUUAAGUUACCAAGGGGUGGGAGGAGGGAGUUUGUGUGUGUGUGUUGGGGGGAAACACAAUGGGGCUUCCUUUUGGUAUGAGGAGAAAUUAGAACUCUGGUGGUGAUAGUUGCACAACAUCAUAAUAAAGGUCACUGAAUGGUAUACUUCAAAACGAAUUUUAUGUGAAUUUUAUCACAAAUAAGUAAAAGGAGGAAGACACUUUACAUAAAAAAGUAAAGAAAAACUUAAAUGUAGAAUGCCAAAAUAGCAAAACUCAUAAAGGUGAUCCAGGAAUGCUUAAGUUUAGCGAAUAUUGCUUUGGCCAGACUACCUGAAAACAAAUACAGUCCUAGGGCAGAGAAAGGUACCUGUCCCACCAAACCUGCAGCAGGCAGGAAGCCCCACAGCCCAGUGCAGGUCCUGUUUAGAAAGAGGCAUCCAAGUGGAUCAAGGACCUGAACUAAAUGGAUCAGGAUGACAUUUUUUAAUAUCUGACUUUGUUCUUCCUGCUCUGGAAUUUCACACCCUGGUCCUGAGCCCUGCUUGGGAACAGCCAAAUUCAUUGGCCCAGGAGAUGAAAGUGACAGAGUAGAAAGCAGGAACAAAGGACCCUGGCUUUUACCUCCUACAGCUCAGAAUCCUCUGGGGAAUAGAGCUAUGUAGGUCAAAAAGGUUGUGUAGGUUUGUCAAGCAAGAGGCGAGAUGAGGGCUGGCUGUGGUGGCUCACACCUGUAAUCCCAGCACUUUGGGAAGCUGAGGCUGGCAGAUCACCUGAUGUCAGGAGUUUUAGACCAGCCUGGCCAACAUGGUGAAGCACUGCCUCUACUAAAAAUACAAAAAUAGCUGGGUGUGCUGGUACGAGACUUUAAUCCUAGCUAUGUGGGAGGCUGAGGUAGGAAGAUUUCUUUAACCUGGGAGACACAGGUUGCAGUGAUCUGAGAUCACGCCACUGCAUUGCAGCUUGGGUGACAGUGCAAGACUCAGUCUCAAAAAGAAAAAAAAAAGAUGAAGCAGGAGUAAGGAUCUCAUUGGGUCUUCUAUCUUGGAAAAAAAAUCUUGUCUUCCUCAUGCCUGUAAUCCCUGCACUUUCAGAGGCUAAGGUGGGAGGAUCUCUUGAGCCCAGGAGUGUGAGACCAGCCGGAGCAACAUGGUAAAACCCCAUUUUCAUGAAAAAUAAAAGAUAAGUCACCAUAAAUAAGCCAAAAUAAAAAUUUAGCCACCAUGACCAGCUAAUAUUAUAUGUGUGUGUAUAUUUUUUUAGUAGGGAUGAAGUCUCACUGUGUUGUCCAGGCCGGUCUCCAAUUCCUGGGCUCAAAUGAUCCUCCUGUCUUGGCCUCUCAAAGUGCUGGGAUUACAGGUGUGAGCCACCAUGCCUGGACAUUAACACAUAUGUGAAAAUAUGUACAGAAUAUAAACUACUAAAAUAAAAAUACUAUGUCUUACUAUAA
Messenger RNA from Callithrix jacchus (white-tufted-ear marmoset), 4307 nucleotides. The record is from RefSeq and is a predicted model, not a curated record. Lineage: Eukaryota; Metazoa; Chordata; Mammalia; Primates; Cebidae.